AUGAGACUCCGGCGACAAAACCCUUCCACUGGACAAACACCCGCCCCCCCCGUGAAGACCUCGAAUCUGGUUUCUCAGACGGAGUCCUUCGGCCCUGGCACCGCCCCCGCCACUUCCGCUCCGGGCCCAGAAGUCCCUCCUCGGCACCGGAAGUUCCGGGCCUCGGUGUCGUCCACCUUCCGGACGCGGAGGCCAGGACUUACUUCCGGCCGCGGGUGGGUUCCGGCUCGGAGCCCCGCGCGACCGGGAGCCCUGUUCCGGGAGCGCGGGUACCCCGGACGCCGGUACCGGCAACUCGGGCCGCGGGCGCGCCAGGAGGGCACCGGUGCGGGCGCGAGGCCCGAGGGGGCCAUGAACGGGACGGCCAACCCGCUGCUGGACCGCGAGGAGCACUGCCUGCGGCUCGGGGAGAGCUUCGAGAAGCGGCCGCGGGCCUCUUUCCACACCAUCCGCUAUGACUUUAAGCCGGCAUCUAUAGACACUUCCUGUGAAGGAGAGCUUCAGGUCGGCAAAGGAGAUGAAGUCACAAUUACGCUGCCACAUAUCCCUGGAUCCACACCACCGAUGACUGUGUUCAAGGGGAACAAGCGGCCUUACCAGAAGGACUGUGUGCUUAUUAUCAAUCACGACACCGGAGAAUAUGUGCUGGAAAAGCUCAGCAGCAGCAUCCAGGUCAAGAAAACAAGAGCCGAGGGGAGCAGUAGAAUCCAAGCCCGAAUGGAACAGCAGCCCGCACGUCCCCCACAGCCAUCACAGCCACCACCACCUCCGCCACCUGUGCCAUUCAGAGCUCCAACAAAGCCUCCGGUUGGACCCAAAACCUCUCCUUUGAAGGAUAACCCCUCACCUGAACCUCAGCUGGAUGAUAUCAAAAGAGAGCUGAGGGCCGAGGUGGACGUCAUUGAGCAGAUGAGCAGCAGCAGUGGAAGCAGCUCCUCAGGCUCCGAGAGCUCGUCAGGGAGCGAUGACGACAGCUCUGGCAGCGGAGGCGAGGACAGUGGCCCCGUGUCCCCUCCGCAGCCGUCACACCAGCAGCCCUACAACAGCAGGCCGGCCAUCGCCAACGGAACCGGCCGGCCUCAAGCAAGCAGCCAGCUCAUGUGCACCCUCAGAAAUGACUUGCAGUUGAGUGAGUCUGGCAGUGACAGUGAUGACUAGAGCCGGAUCUUUCGAAAUCAACUUUUUGUGCACAGAUCUGCUGCGAGACUGGGCUGCUUUAGCGUGGAGUCCACGCCGAGAGGAAAAUAUGGGGAUCAGUGACUGUAGGAGGAGUUGGAGGCUCUGAAGCGCUCAGAUGUGCAUAUCUUUAACAUAGCGGUGAUGGGUGAUUUUCUCGUGUAAUUUUUGAACAAUGUCAUGUUUCAAAGUUUUAAGUAGA
Messenger RNA from Kogia breviceps (pygmy sperm whale), 1378 nucleotides. It is a transcript of the gene EAF1, whose product is annotated as ELL associated factor 1. Gene Ontology annotation, cellular component: super elongation complex. NCBI's taxonomy places the organism in Eukaryota, Metazoa, Chordata, Mammalia, Artiodactyla, Physeteridae. The record is from RefSeq and is a predicted model, not a curated record. Gene Ontology annotation, molecular function: transcription elongation factor activity. Gene Ontology annotation, biological process: transcription elongation by RNA polymerase II; regulation of DNA-templated transcription.